CACGCAUAGAGCUAGCUAUGAUUGGUAUCCUUGUGUCUAUGUUGUUUGUGUUUAGCACACACCAAGUGAGAGUUGCCAUGGAUUUUAAGAAUGUUGUAGCUUUUCAAGUUGUCACAUUAUGCAUAUCUUUGGCUGUGGCAAAUUCUGACUUCAGUUACCCAGCAGUUUUCAACUUUGGUGAUUCAAACUCAGACACAGGUGAACUUGCUGCAGGGUUAGGCUUUCUUGUUACCCCGCCUAAUGGACAAAGUUACUUCAAACCCCCAUCUGGGAGGUUCUCCGAUGGCCGUCUCAUUGUUGAUUUCCUAAUGGAUGCGUUCAAAUUGCCUUUCUUAAAUGCCUACUUGGAUUCAUUGGGUUUGCCAACUUUUCGACAUGGAUGCAACUUUGCAGCAUCGGGUUCAACUAUCCUUCCAGCCACUGCAACAUCCAUCAGUCUAUUCAGCUUUGGGGUUCAGGUAUCUCAAUUUCUGAGAUUCAAAGGGCGGGUUCUUCAAUUGCUUCAAGGAAAGAAAUUUGAUCAGUAUGUCCCAAGUGAAGACUAUUUUGAGAAGGGGUUAUACAUGUUUGACAUAGGCCAAAACGAUCUUACUGGUGCAUUUUAUUCAAAAACAUUGGACCAAGUACUUGCCUCAAUUCCAACAAUUUUACUGGAAUUUGAAUCUGGAAUAAAGAAACUGUAUGACCUCGGGGCAAGGAAUUUCUGGAUACAUAACACAGGUCCACUCGGAUGCUUGGCUACGGUUAUUGCCAAAUUUGGCACCAACUCAUCAAAUCUUGAUGAACUAGGAUGUGUUAGUUCACAAAAUCAAGCGGCCAAAGCAUUUAAUACACAGCUUCAAGCUCUUUGUAGUAAAUUGAAGGCCCAGUAUCCAGAUGCAAAUGUCACAUAUGUUGAUAUCUUCACCAUAAAAUCAAACCUCAUUGCAAACCAUUCUAAAUAUGGGUUUGAACAACCCAUUAUGGCUUGUUGUGGAUAUGGAGGUCCACCAUUGAACUAUGACAGUCGAGUUUUUUGUGGGCUAACAAAGAUCUUGAACGGGACCACAGUAACAGCAAAAGCUUGCAACAACAGCAGUGUGUAUGUAAACUGGGACGGUACUCAUUACACUGAGGCUGGAAAUCAAUACGUGGCAUCACAAAUUCUCUCUGGAAACUACUCCAACAUUCAUUUGGCAGAAAAAAUGCCCUUCCUUCUUUAGAUCAAGUUCUAAAUCCCCAUCCAUUUAUUGUUAUAAUGAUUUUAUUCUAUGUGCUACUGUAGUGAAACAAAUAGCUGAUUGUAAACUUGAAGGACAGUUGUGAUCUUACAAAUGCAUAUGAUUAAAGAUCGAAUCAACUGACUUUGAGACAUGGUCAAUGGAAGAGUUUCCAUGGAGCUUAAUGGGACUCAUCAUAUAUAAGUACUUGAACUGAAAAUUGAAAGUGGCUUAUAAC
Molecule: messenger RNA, 1437 nt
Organism: Cajanus cajan (pigeon pea)
Lineage: Eukaryota; Viridiplantae; Streptophyta; Magnoliopsida; Fabales; Fabaceae
Product: GDSL esterase/lipase At1g54790
Molecular function (GO): hydrolase activity, acting on ester bonds
Source: RefSeq, a predicted model, not a curated record